UGCAGACCAAGCAUCAGAAGAGGAAUAAGCCUGUACAGGAAAGGAGAAGAUUGCGCACUCAGACAAAAUGGAGUGCGCCGGUAAAGGACGCGGAACUCGUUGCAUUGGCCCGCCAACGAGACGCUGUGGACGUUGUGGCGCUGUUUCUUAUUGCUCCGUCUCUCACCAGAUUUCUCAUUGGAGUGACCAUAAAGAAGAGUGUGAAAGGCUAGAGCAACACAUGAAGCGCGCUGAUGACUUGAAUGAUUUUCCUUUCACUUUUACUGCAGAAGCUACACUUCUGGGGUUUGAAAAGCGGGAGAGUAGAUGUUCGUUUUUGAGCAAAAGAGGCAUUCAUCGACAGGGGAUGUGGGUAUGUGAAUGCCGUUGUGGGGCAUCACUUACUUCCUUUGAUUGUUUAAGGUCCAGGGAUGAAGGUUGGAAUCUCUCCAGUGAUUUAUGCCCAUGUCGUGGGCCUCCAUCUCCAAUUGCAAAGCAUUUAAAAAGCUGGGCGGAUUACUAUGAGUGGAGAUGCAUCCCAUUACAUUCGCCUGUUGCUUUACUUCUUCAUUGGCCACUCAUGAUUUACCAUGCCACUCAAGUUGCUUCUGUAAGAAGCUUGACUGUUGAAAACUGUAAUGAACUGUGCAUACACUAUCUUGGGCCUGAAAAAGAGCUUUUACAACUUGCUGCCUUCUGGGAGUUGCAAGCACUUUUCCCUGGCAUGAAGGUUCAUAUACAAUUCAUUGGACCUGCAAUUCCAGAACAUAGGGAUGGUCAGAAAAUUGAUCUUUGCAGUUAUGCUCAUUGUUUGGAUACAGAUUGCAUCUGUAGGUCCUUAAGUGAAAAUGUGAACAGGGGGGCAGUCACUGAUAAAUCCUCAAAUGUGACAGUACAGCUUCACAGAGGAUAUUACCAUGACCGUUACAGAGAUUUUGCAGAGGAUUCAUUUCCUCACUUAAUUAUUGGUCCAAAUGCUGGCAUUGCUGCUUAUCCGAGUUGGUUACCUACCAUUGAGCUGAUAAAUGAAAUAGGUGUCCCAGCCGUAUUUUCUGAUUACUGUGAAGAAGCUUGUCAUCUAGCAGAAUGCUGCAUAACCAGGGUAACUGGCCAUCCUCUUGCCAUUCCGAUUCAAAUAAAUCCAUUCAAGCAGCCAAUGGUUGUAGAAGACAACGCCCUUCUGCUUCCCUGCUAUUCAAAUUGCUUUCUAUUUGGGAUGUAAGAAGUGGCCAUCUUAUAUGGAGGAAGGGUGGCUUCAAUUGUUGUUGUGAACUUACGGCCAUGAUUGUAUAGUCACGUCACGACUCACGUCAGAUAAUUCCAGAAUUUUUCACUGGCUUCUUAAAGCAUGUUGAUUGAAUCAAGUGACUAGGAACUGAGAUUAUGUUUUGCAAUUGAGACAUGUUCAGUGAUGGAGCAAACUGGGAGCCUGUCCUAGCAGGAGCUCAUUAAGGCUUGGUAAGCAUCACCAACGUUGUUUGGAUGCUAUGGUAAUAGAGAUCUACAGGUUUUGUGGCUGUAGAAUCUUGAUGUCCAUACAAUUUGAGCAAAAGAUCAAGAAACUUUUGACCAGGGUAAGUUACAUUAUCGAUAGUCCCGCUUCGUUCAUGAUGGUGGAAAUUUCAGAUUCUUCCAGUGAUUUUGAGGAUGUCUUGGGAAGCUGUUACCGGCUAAUUGACUCAGUAGCAAGUUUAUGAUGAUGGAGCCUAUUAUAAUGUUUCGGGAUUGAAUAUUUUUUUAAUAAGUAUUUCUUUUUUAUUUAUGAAUUUCCAAGAUAAAAGAGUAACGUGUAUCAAUAUUUACAUUUCAUGAGCAGGGGUAUAAUAUUUGAUGGUACAAA
Messenger RNA from Hevea brasiliensis (rubber tree), 1819 nucleotides. RefSeq lists its product as uncharacterized. Lineage: Eukaryota; Viridiplantae; Streptophyta; Magnoliopsida; Malpighiales; Euphorbiaceae. The record is from RefSeq and is a predicted model, not a curated record. The transcript is spliced from 11 exons. The coding region runs from base 68 to 1201 and encodes 377 amino acids.